This is a messenger RNA of Nilaparvata lugens (brown planthopper), 851 nucleotides long. Its product is annotated as cytochrome P450 4g15-like. The transcript has a single exon. Lineage: Eukaryota; Metazoa; Arthropoda; Insecta; Hemiptera; Delphacidae. The record is from RefSeq and is a predicted model, not a curated record. Bases 39 to 203 code for a protein of 54 amino acids.
CUCAUUCAAGUUCAUUUCCUACAGGUCGCAAAUACGCUAUGCUGAAGCUGAAGGUGAUCCUCUCGACCGUUCUGAGGAACUUCCGCGUGAUGCCAGGGAUCCCCGAGAAGGACUGGGUGCUUCAGGCCGAUAUCAUACUGAAGAGGACCGACGGCUUCAGAAUCAAGCUGCAGCCCAGGAAACCAGCUGCGUCAGCCAAAUGAACUGCAAAAAAUAGAUAACAUCAAACACAAAUGAUACCUAAUCUAAUGGGAGAGUGAUAUUUUCGCAAGAAUUGUUAUUAUAGUUCAUUUGCUUUUAUGUAUUAUAUAGAUGAAGACACCAGCAGUUGCAGCACCUAAAUGAAAAACAAAAAUUAUUUACCUUAACAACAUAAGUUACUGAUAUAUCUCAGCGAUAUUUUUUCAAUAAUAGUUAUUAUUGUCUAUGAAGAUACGGUUAUUGUAUAAGCUUGAAAAAUAAAUACACUUUUUGCUGUUAGAAAAAACGACAAGCAAGCAGAUAUUUUACAAUAAAUGGAUUAAUCACUCACAGUUGUCAAAGUUGUCACAGUGAGUGAUUAAUUAAUUUAUUGUGAAAUAUCUGACUGCUAGUCGUUUUUUUAACAGCAGAAAGUGAUUAAUUAAUAAGAAAAAACAACAUUGAAGAAAUAAAUACAGUACCUCAAUCACACAAAUUAAUGAUAUAUCUUAUUUAAUGAGAAAGAUUAGUGAUAUUAUUCUAGCAAGAAUUAUUAUUAUGGUUCAUGAAGACGGCAUUAUUGCAUCAGUUAUGCAAUAACUAAAUGAAAUGCACCUAAAUGAAUAACAAAGAAUAUAUAUGGUACCUCAACACCAAACACAAAAAUCACA